This is a messenger RNA of Dama dama (fallow deer), 2040 nucleotides long. RefSeq lists its product as uncharacterized. The transcript has 8 exons. The annotation marks the transcript as partial. The record is from RefSeq and is a predicted model, not a curated record. Lineage: Eukaryota; Metazoa; Chordata; Mammalia; Artiodactyla; Cervidae.
AUGCCCCACGGGGGCCAACAAGGUCCCAUUCGAUGUCCCCUGCCCCCUCUGCCAGGACGCAGCAAGCCCAGGGGCCUCCUGACCUCAGGAUGUGAGUGUUCUGAGCCUGAGGGCUUUGUCACACUCACCCGUACCUGCAGGGGCAUGCCCUGCACAUUAGAGGUGCUCGGUGAGAAAAGUCCCAGAGGGCUUCCUAACUGGCCGGAAGAGCUCAUAUGCAGCCGGAGGAAGAGACCAGAAAUUGACCAAGAAAUUGAGGCUAAGGCCCGGCACAGUUCUACAAAUCUCCGUGUUUCAGAUGAGGAAGUGGAAGCUCAGAGAGGUUACACGACUCGGCCAAAGUUGCCCAGAUACCCGAGGCUCUCCGGCCUGCGUGUGCGGGAUCACGUGCAGAACGGGCUCACAGGCAGUUUCCUGGGCUCCAGCCCUCAGACUCUGGUGGAGAAGGUCGUGCGGGAGGUCCAGGGAUUUGCGUUUUCAGUGAACCUCCUUUAUUCCCGCCAUCCUGGUGACUCUGGCUACCACCUGCCCGGCAUCCGGGCCUCCUUCUCCAGCACUGCUGGAACAUUCCUCCUGCCGGGAGGCAGCCUCCCAGGGCCUCCUCCCAAGUGCGACUGUCCCACUUCACACCUCCGGGUGGUGGCAGCCGCGGCCAGCCAGCGGGGAUGCCGGGAGGCCGAGACGGAGGCCCAGCUAAGGCCUUCUGUCUCCUGCCCUCCAUCCCCAGGACAAGCAGGGCCUGCUCCGCCCGGGGCUGCCCAGCUGGGGUCGGAGCGGGUGGAGAAUGAAGACCGCAGUCUGUCUUCUCAGGGCUCGCAGCCAUCCCCUCCAUCACCACCAUCACCACCUCCAUCACCACCAUCACCACCUCCAUCACCACCAUCACCACCAUCUCCAUCACCACCUCCAUCACCAUCAUCAUCACCACCUCCAUCACCAUCAUCACCACCUCCAUCACCACCAUCACCACCACCUCCAUCACCACCUCCAUCACCACCAUCAUUACCACCUCCAUCACCACCAUCAGCACCUCCAUCACCACCAUCACCACCUCCAUCAGCACCUCCAUCACCACCAUCACCACCACCUCCAUCACCACCAUCACCACCUCCAUCAGCACCUCCAUCGCCACCAUCAUCACCACCUCGAUCACCACCAUCACCACCUCCAUCAGCACCUCCAUCACCACCAUCAUCACCACCUCCAUCACCACCAUCACCACCUCCAUCACCACCACCUCCAUCACCACCAUCAUCACCACCUCCAUCACCACCAUCACCACCUCCAUCACCACCACCAUCACCACCAUCAUCACCACCUCCAUCAUCACCACCAUCACCACCAUCAUCACCACCUCCAUCACCACCAUCAUCACCACCUCCAUCACCACCAUCACCACCUCCAUCACCACCACCAUCACCACCAUCAUCACCACCUCCAUCAUCACCACCAUCACCACCAUCACCACCACCUCCAUCACCACCAUCAUCACCACCUCCAUCACCACCACCAUCACCACCACCAUCACCACCUCCAUCAUCACCACCAUCACCACCAUCAUCACCACCUCCAUCACUACCAUCAUCACCACCUCCAUCACCACCUCCAUCACCACCAUCACCACCAUCUCCAUCAGCACCUCCAUCACCACCAUCAUCACCACCUCCAUCACUACCAUCAUCACCACCUCCAUCACCACCUCCAUCACCACCUCCAUCACCACCAUCACCACCUCCAUCAGCACCUCCAUCACCACCAUCACCACCACCUCCAUCACCACCAUCACCACCUCCAUCAGCACCUCCAUCACCACCAUCAUCACCACCUCCAUCACUACCAUCAUCACCACCUCCAUCACCACCUCCAUCACCACCUCCAUCACCACCAUCACCACCAUCUCCAUCAGCACCUCCAUCACCACCAUCACCACCAUCUCCAUCACCACCUCCCACCUCCAUCCCACCUCCAUCACCACCUCCAUCACCACCUCCAUCACCACCAUCACCACCUCCAUCACCACCAUCACCACCAUCUCCAUCA